This is a messenger RNA of Etheostoma cragini (Arkansas darter), 6641 nucleotides long. It is a transcript of the gene skia, whose product is annotated as v-ski avian sarcoma viral oncogene homolog a. The transcript has 7 exons. The coding region runs from base 508 to 2733 and encodes 741 amino acids. The record is from RefSeq and is a predicted model, not a curated record. Gene Ontology annotation, biological process: negative regulation of BMP signaling pathway. Gene Ontology annotation, molecular function: DNA-binding transcription factor activity, RNA polymerase II-specific; SMAD binding; RNA polymerase II cis-regulatory region sequence-specific DNA binding. NCBI's taxonomy places the organism in Eukaryota, Metazoa, Chordata, Actinopteri, Perciformes, Percidae. Gene Ontology annotation, cellular component: nucleus.
GAGAGAGAGAGAGAGAGAGAGAGAGCUGGUCUCAGACUUGUCUUCUCCAUACAGUCAGAGUGAACUGCGGGGGCAGACGGAGUGGAUUGCGGCAGUCCUCGACAGCGGAAAGAGCCUCAACCAGGGUUUUAUAUCGAGCUGUAUCGACGCACAACUCACGCGUUUGUUUCAUUUUUGCCUGCUUCUUUUUUGGAUUCGGCUAACGGAACUUUUCGCUUACUCUGGAGUUUGGAGAGCCCCCCCCCACCCCCCACCCUGCUCCCACCCUGGAUAUGGACAGUCGGCGACCCGCUGCAGGGAGCGACUGGCCGGUGGACACUCAGUAGUCGCUGGAGUAAAACCUGUAAAUUCGCCUUCUGGGACUUUAACUGGAUGUUUCAUGAAGCGCUUCGCAAUUUUGGUCAGUUGUGGGACACCGUGGAUUGACCAGGUUCAGAAACGGAAAGACACUGGUGUUUUCCUGUCGACGACAAGAAGGAUUUACGCUUCUAAAGUUGCAGGAAAAACAUGGAGACUGUAAGUCGGCAGAGCUUCCAGCCUCAUCCGGGACUGCAACAAACUCUCAAGCAGUUUCAGCACAGCUCUAUGAGCUCUCUGGGCGGACCGGCGGCUUUCUCUGCCCGGUGGCAACAUGAGCUUCUCUUCAAGAAGGACGGCAAGGAGCCCGAACCGGUUCUGCAGCAUCUGCCGCCACCGGUGAUGCCGGGCCCGCUGUUCAUCCCGUCGGACCGCUCCACGGAGCGGUGCGAGACGGUUCUGGAGGGCGAGACCAUCUCGUGCUUCGUGGUCGGCGGGGAGAAGCGCCUGUGCCUUCCGCAGAUCCUCAACACGGUGCUGAGGGACUUCACCUUGCAGCAGAUCAACUCCGUGUGCGACGACCUGCACAUCUACUGCUCCCGGUGCACGGCGGACCAGCUGGAGAUCCUCAAAGUCAUGGGGAUCCUGCCCUUCUCGGCCCCGUCCUGCGGCCUCAUCACCAAGACGGACGCCGAGCGGCUCUGCAACGCCCUGAUCUACGGAGGCGCCUACCCUCCGCGCUGCAAGAAGGAGCUGACCGGAGGCUCCCUGGAGCUGGAGCUCACCGAGAGGAGCUUCAAAGUGUACCACGAGUGUUUCGGCAAGUGCAAGGGCUUGCUCGUGCCGGAGCUGUACAGCAGCCCGAACGCAGCGUGCAUCCAGUGCAUGGACUGCAGACUCAUGUACCCGACGCACAAGUUCGUGGUGCACAGCCACAAGGCACAGGAGAACAGGACUUGCCACUGGGGCUUCGACUCGGCCAACUGGAGGGCGUACAUCCUCUUGGGCCAGGAUUACUCUGGGAAAGAGGAGAAGGCCCGUUUGGAGCAGCUCCUGGACGAGAUCAAGGAGAAAUUUGACUUCGCAAACAAGUACAAGAGGAAAGCUUCGUCCAGGGCGUCUGAUCCCGUCCCAAUGAAAAAGCCCAAACAUGAAGACUUCCCCUCGCAGUUCCUGCUGGCUGACAAGGAGAAGCAGCACGACUGGCUACAGUCCCUCACCUCCAAUAAGGGGUUUAACGGCUUGCAGCCACGGCAGAGGCCUUCAGCUUUCAGACCCUGGUCCCCCCACAUCUCGGCCGGGGAGAAGGAGCCCUCCAGUCACCCCCUGGCCCUGCUGAGAGACAGCUUCUACAACUACAAGAGCCUGGAGAAAGCUGUGGCCCCUAACGUCGCCCUCACACCCCAGCUCCUGGGGAAUGUGGGUCCCAUGUCCCCGUCGGUACCCAGCACCUCCCAUCCAAGUGGAGGUGAACCCCCAGGCGAGGGCGCCAACUCCAACUCCAGCUCCAACUCCAGGCCUCACAAGAGGAGAGCCACAGGGGAGCUCCUGGCUCGAGCUCCAGAGGACCCCUGUCCUCCGUCCUCUACUGCCAGUAAGCUACUGCCUCCGGCGCCACCACCCCCGCCGCCACCCCCACCUCAGGACGACAAGGACUCCGAGGUGGAGAUCGAAGUGGAGAGCCGCGACGAAUUCACUUCGUCCCUGUCCUCCCUGUCGUCCCCAUCUUUCACCUCGUCCAGCAGCUCAGCCAAGGACUUGAGCUCGCCGGGCGCCAAGGGGCCCGUCUGCACGGUCACGUCGGCCGAGGCCCCUGCGGCCGCACACGCCGCAGCCCCCGUGACCCCUUCGGAGCUGGGCCUGGAGUCGGAGCUGGAGAGCCUGAGGCAGGCCCUGGACACCGGACUGGACUCCAAAGAGUCGAAGGAGAAGUUUCUGCACGAGGUGGUUAAGAUGAGGGUGAAGCAGGAGGAGAAGUUGGGAUCAGCCCUGCAGGCCAAACGCAGCCUCCAGCAGGAGUUGGAGUUCUUGCGGGUGGCAAAGAAGGAGAAGCUGCGCGAGGCGACGGAGGCCAAGCGGAACCUCAGGAAGGAAAUCGAGCGCCUGCGAGCCGAGAGCGAGAAGAAAAUGAAGGAGGCCAACGAGUCGCGGGUCCGUCUGAAGCGAGAGCUGGAGCAGGCCCGGCAGCUCCGGGUGUGCGAUAAAGGCUGCGAGGCCGGGCGGCUCCGCGCCAAAUACUCGGCACAGAUCGAGGACCUCCAGAUGAAGCUGCAGCACGCCGAGGCCGACCGCGAGCAGCUCCGAGCCGACCUGCUGCAGGAACGGGAUGCCAGGGAGCACCUGGAGAGGGUGGUGAAGGAGCUACAGCAGCAACUCUGGCCCAAAUCCAGCAGUGACAAGGAGGGGACGCCCAGGGACACGCACGCCGACAAGUGACCCAGCAGCCAACCUCACCACCCAAACCCUCCGCCCACAUGGCCACGAUAGAGACUGAGCCCAUCGCUUUCCGCUCUCCAUCGACAUGUAUUGGGCAAAGUCGCCUCCUUGUCAAUUCCAUCUGCUAGCAAACACCAGAAGAAUGCCUAAAAGCUGCUGUGUGGUGGGACGCACAACCAACAGUGUGUAAACCCCAUAACUUUAUACAUGCUGCUGACUAAGGACCGAGCCGUGCAUCGUAAAUCGGGUAAAAUCCAUUUAAAUGUGUAAAGAUUCCAACUGGUUGAGAUAAAAAACAAACAAAAGCAAGUUAUGUGAGCCCGCCGUUAGCUCUUAACGUUGGCUGGCUUAAACGCGGGUAAAGUGCUGAAAAAAGUGUGUCUGUACUUUACUGGAAAGGAUUCCAACAGCGAGACGUGCAACAGUCUGCAGCUAAAGACACAGAGAAGUACUGCCGCUGUCGGAUAAAUAACAGGGACGGGACUUAAGUAUUACGGCUCCGUAAGCUUGUGUUGCGUUUAAUGUUAAUGUAAAAUACCCCUCUGUCAUGUAGUGUUUCUUUUCUUUUGUGUUUCUUUUAAAAAGGGGACACAUCUGCUGUUUGGGAGUUUUAUAUAAAUAAAGGGAUAUUUUUCAGUCAUUUCAUUCUUUUAACAACAACUGUGGGAACUUGAGAUCGUGAAUCGAAUCGUGAGUUAAGUAUAUAACGACAUACAUCCCUACUGUAACUGAACCUGAAAACAUAUACUUAUCAAGUUAAAUAUUCAAAUGUCGGUUUAGGCGAACUAAAUGUCGGGACAUACCGUUAGCUUAGUGUCAGGAUCCCACCGUCUCUCUGCUGAUUCUUCACGUCUGGAUCCACUUUCGUCUUCAUAAAAAUCGGCUUUUGGGUCGGCACCUUGUAAAACCUUAAGUCAUGAGUUCUUCACAUCGUUGGAAGUUGACAGCAGCACACGGCAGCUUUUAGGGAUGUUUUUAGUUGUUUGCUAUCAGACGGAGUCGAGGAGGAGGAAACCUGUCUGCAAUACAAAUCAACGGAGAGCGGAGAGUUCCUCCUUUCCCCCUCCGGUGGGGGGGCGGGACUUAAAUGCUCUUUGUCUCUAUCCCCAACGUCUUCUGCCCAAAUCAGACCAUAAACACACCUGGAUGUGUCUGGGCACCGCUGUCAAUCAGACCACCCGGAUAAGACGCUCGCCCUCCGACCAGAGACAAAAUAAAGAGGAAGAAAAGCCGAGUGCCCCCCCCCCCCGCUCUCAUCCAUGUCCACGAAAAGUCAAGUGAGUGGUUUCCGUGGAAAAUGACCGAAACGGCAAAAGUACAACGCUUCAACAAGGAAACGGGUGUUUCUCUAAAUCAAGCACUGACUCGCACCUUCCAAACUCACAGAACUACAAAAAACAACAACAACAUAACGUGAUUCUCAAGAAUGAAAGACAAAAACCAGACGUCAAAGCACAAACUGGGGCCGUGUCUGGGUUUUUUCUCCCAUCAAGAAAGCAAACGACGGACCCUCACAGCCCCCCCCCCCCCCCAUAAAAAGUAUCGGCCACCCACCGUCCCUCGCCGUGACGAAGAUAAAGGACUUGGAAGACCUUCUCAGCUAUUUAAGAGACUACAUAGCGAAGUGUUAGAGAGACGGUGUCUCCGGUUCUCUCUGUGCUGUCGAAGUUUUAAAAACAAAAACAAAAAAAUCUAUGAAAAAAAAGACACAAGUAAAAACAGAAGAUGAACAAAAACAAAGCAAAUGAACUUUCCACAGUGCCACCGUGGUUUUGUCGGUUUUUCAGGAAGCCAUCGCCGUCCACCGAGGCGCGGGGGGGUGGGGGGUGAAACAUCCAGUUCAAAGUUCACGCGAGCCCUCUUUUCCUCCCAUUGUUCUUUAUGAAAUCACUUCUUUCUAACUUCUCCGUGCGGCAGGCACUAGAUUGAUCUGUUCUCUCUCUCUGGCUCCAGCCCUGGAUUGGGAAUUAGAUUUUUUCAAAAACAACAACAAAAAACAUGCUGUGUUUAAAAAGGCACUCUUUUUAAGCGAGCACUUGUUUUUUACAACAGUUUCAGCGUCACUCAAAGUCCCACUCGUGGUUGCCAAAAUGUCAUUUCAAGCAUUUGGCUUCCAACCCUGAAGUCUGUUAUCUUGUAAAGAUACAAAAACAACUACUCCAGAUGUGAGCGUGGCCUUGUUUUCUGCUCUCGUAACACUUGGAGCGAUGAAAGCCGCCAUGUUUUUUUUUUGUUUUUGUUUUUUUACUCAAUCAGAACCAUCUUCUAUGACGAAUAGCGGGUCGGACUGGGCUCCUUUGGCAAAAAAAACCACAAAAUGUUCAUUUUUAAUUAAAUUAAGGUAUGUAAAUAUAAAUAUAUGUUGUUUUUUUUGGUUGUUUUUCUCGACUUUACAAUAAUGAAUCGCACUUUGUCAUAACAAAAAACUGUCAUCAUGCAUUGUACUCCCACUAUUGUCUUCAAAUAUUACUUUGAGAACUUCAUUGUAUACACACGACCGCUACCAUAUAAACCCAGUAAGCAUUUUGUUUGAUUAUAUGCAUCUUGAAUAAAUACUGUUGUUUUGUUUUUUCCUUAAGGCAAAGUCUUGUAAAUAAACAGAAAAAAAACAGCUCUCCCAGUCGCUCGCUGAGGCAUUCUGGGAUUGUUGGAUCGCUUUUUUUUUUGUUUGUUUGUUGGCAAAGCACUCUCCGUAUUUUUUAUUUUUAUUGUUUUUGUGAUAUAAUUGACACAAAUGUCGCUUGAGCAGCCGGUUACAACUCCUCAUCAUCAUCAGCAUGCGUCAGUAAGGUGAACAAAAAGCCACACGUUCAACGAAUAAAAUGUGAUUUUAUUCGAAAAAAAAAAAAAAAAAAAAAAAAAGCGGGCAGAAGCCCCGAAUCUGCCUUCACACAGUGGGUACAACGCAACCAGAAUGUACAUUGUGUUAAUGCUAUUUUUUUGGGGUUGUUGAUGUUGUUUUGAAUUGUUAUUGCUUGUCUGUUAUGUUCACUCUUUUCCAGUUUAAAACUCAUACUUUCUUUAUGCAUGAAAUUUGAGUUUGCCACACAUAUAGUCAGUUAUUGGGCAUUGAUACCGUACAUGUAAGAGUUUUUUAUGGUGUUAUGCAAUCUGAAGCAAUUUGUCUUAUUUAGAAGAGGAAUUGGUAAUGACAAAACAACAACAACAACAACACACAGUAUAAUGUUCUUAAGAAGAAGAAAAAACUUCACAUUUGCAAAAAAAAAAAAAACUAAACAACAGACAAAAAAAAAGAGAAGAAGAUGGAAAAUAAUCUCGAUGCAAUGCUGGACAACCUCAAGUGCCUGGACGUGGGCUCAAGGUUUCCAGAGUAGGAACACAGUGAUGACGAAGCUGCAGGGGCUCAUCAACUUCCUGUUUGCAGGUUUUCAAAUUAAAAGCCCCAAAUCCCUCGCUCAGCAGCUCUUUUUUUUAAUCAGUAUUCUUAAAAAAAAAACAACAACAACCAGUUUACAAAUUGUUUUUUUUUGAGUGUAGCGAACAAUUGAGGCUUUUUCGCUGAAUGAGUGCUUUUAUUUUUCCUUCCUCCUCCGUUUGAAAUCAACGAUAUGCAUGUUAAAACAAUUUUUAUAGCAGAUCUUGAAAAAGCCACUCGCUUCGGUGAAUUGUUACUUUGGGGUGUACAUAAAGACUGUUUUUAUUCCCCGUUUGGCGAGGAUAACAAAGAGGGCAUUAUGUUAAAAGCCCUUCUUCCUCAUCUGACAUCAUCGAUGUUGCUCGGAGAACGACCCUGCGUCUGCGACUUUGGCAGACCUAAAAAUUGGUACAUUUUGUAGUUGUUUUUACACUCGGACGAGUUGAUAGCCUACGCGUGGUUUACGUUACUCGUGGUUUUCUACAAAAGGAAAGGGAGGCGUUAACGGCAUCGGCUCCUCGCUCUCCCGCGC